Messenger RNA from Peromyscus eremicus (cactus mouse), 2427 nucleotides. RefSeq names its product Q-nucleotide N-glycosylase 1 (gene Qng1). NCBI's taxonomy places the organism in Eukaryota, Metazoa, Chordata, Mammalia, Rodentia, Cricetidae. The transcript has 4 exons. Bases 35 to 1054 code for a protein of 339 amino acids. The record is from RefSeq and is a predicted model, not a curated record.
UGGCCACAGCCGUGCGGACCAGGGCGAGCGCAGCAUGGAUGCACCGCUGCCGCCGCGCGAGGCGGCAUGGUUCGUGACAGAGAACAGUCGCGACGUGUACGUGGACCUCGAGGGCGUGCGCAGGACGGCCGAGCUGCUGCUGCCCGCGGCCUCGGCGUGGCGCGUGGAGCAGUGGAAGUCCCUGCACGAGCUCAACCCGCGCGGGGCCGACGAGGCUGCGCUCAACUGGGUGUUCGUAGUGGACACGCUCAACUUCUCCUUCUGGGCGGAGCAGGAGGAGCACAAGUGUGAGGUGCGGUACGGCGGGAGAGCAUACACCGGCUUCUGGGCCCUGUGCGCCGCGGUGAACCGAGCGCUCGACCAAGGGAUACCAAUAACUAGUGCCUCCUACUACGCCACGGUGACUCUUGAUCAAGUUCGGAAUAUAUUUCGUUCAGACACAGCUGUGCCCAUGCCUUUAAUAGAAGAGAGGCAUCGGAUUCUAAAUGAGACUGGGAAAAUUCUGCUGGACAAAUUUGGAGGCUCUUUUCUUAAUUGUGUCAAAAAAAGUGAAAAGAGUGCACAGAGGUUAAUGUACCUGGUUGUUAAAAAUUUUCCUUCUUACAGAGAUGUGACAGAGUUUAAGGGGAAAAGGAUUGCCUUUUACAAACGAGCCCAGAUCCUUGUGGCAGACACAUGGAGUGUGUUGGAAGGAAAGGGAGAUGGCUGCUUUAAGGACAUCUCCAGCAUCACCAUGUUUGCUGAUUACAGACUGCCACAGAUUCUCCUUUACUUUGGAGCCCUGAAAUACUCGAAUGAAUUACUGAAGAAGCUUCUCAGAGGAGAAAUGCUCUCAAAUGGAGAUAGACUAGAGGUGGAAAUUAGAGGUUGCUCAAUUUGGUGUGUCGAGCUGAUCCGGGAUUGUCUUCUGGAGCUUUUUGAGAAAAGGGGUGAGAAACCUCAGGGCGAGAUCAACUCUGUUCUUCUGGAUUUUCACUUGUGGGACUAUGCCCGCAACCACAGGGAUGACAUGAGAGGAAUUCCCUUUCAUCGCACACGCUGCAUUUAUUACUGACACUGAAUGUCAAUGGAUCCAGUGGAAAUACUUGCACUUUUAGAUCAGUCAUUUGCAUCAUUUUGAUUUGAUAGAGAUAGAAAUCACAAGAAUAGGUAAUUGACUGUCCAGUCUUUUCUUUUUUUUUCUUGGCAUAUCAUUGUGUAUUCCCAUAAUCCCAUAAUCAUAUUGCAUAAUCUUCAAUGAUAAUAGCCAUGUUCUUCUUCUUUCCCUCUUUUGUGUUUCUGUGGCCCUGGGGUCCUUGUGUAUGCUAGGCAAGUACUCUACCACUGAGUCACAGGCCAAUUUACUUAUUUUCUAUGUGCUAUAAUAAUUAAUAUUAGAUAGCGUACUUUAAGGAUGGAUCUUUAGCCUUUCCAGCUGCAGGGGGACUCAGUCUCUCUCGGACUGAGACACCCUUCUUUUUUUAUUUACAAGGGCAUCUUUAUUAUCUUCCAAUUUACACUUUUAGCAAGUCGAUAUCCAUAUCCCCAAAACAUCCUAAGCUUCCAAAAGGACAAUGGCAAAUGCAGAUUCUCAAUUUACGACUAUCACAGUGUGCAGGAUUUUUCCCAGCUAAGUUUUGCAUAGGCUUUGCACCCUUGGGACUCUCUCAGACAAGAUUGACUUCAAGGGCAACAAGGAAAACAAAAGGUGGAUCAAGGCUAGGUGCUCUGGAGCCAGACCAGGUGUAGCUCAGUGGGAAUUCUCCCAUCAAGUAAUGCUUGGUGUGGUGGCACACGUACAUGUAAUCCCAGUACUCAGAAGUUGGAAGCUGAGGGAUCAUGAGUUCUAGACCAUCCUGGGUCAUCUUAAAAGUCAAAAAUAAGUGCUAAAGAGACAGUUCCCUAGUUAGGGACAUUUGCUGCUCUUGUAGAGGACAUGAGUUUGGUUCCCAGCACCCACCCUGGGCACUAACAACUACCAGUAACUCCAGUUCCAAGAGAUCAGUGCCCUCUGCUGGCCUCCACAGUAAUCCACGUACAUGUGCACAUACACAUAAAGUCUUUUAAAAAAAAUUGGGCUAUGAAUGCAGUGCAGUUGAUGGAGUGAGUGCCUGCCAUGAACAGGGCCCUGAGUUCAGUUCCCAGCACUGUAUAAAACCAAGUGUGUGAUGUUGCAUACCUGUGAUCCCAGCACUGAGGAGACGGAGUCAGGAAGGAGACAUUUAAGGUCAUCUGUCUCAGCUAGAUAGUACAAGACUAACCUAGAAUACUUAAGACCUUGUAUUAUUUUUAAUACAGCACUUUAAUUAAUUCUUUGAGAAUUGUAUACAGUGAGCUUUGAUCCUACCCCCUCAAUCUACCCCUAACUCCUCCCAGAUUCACUCUCACCUCACCACCUCCAAGAAUUUAUCUUUGAAAAAAAUAAAAAAGAUCAAGCUUGGCAUUUAA